UCUCAGAGGCCUUUCCCAACCUAAUUGAUUCUGUGAACUGACUGCAAGAGCUGACUUCUACCUCAGCUAAGCAGUGUAUACACCCCCCCACCCCCAAAAUAACCCAAAUCCGGGAAUAUUAAAUCCACCAUCUGUCACCAACACACUCAACAAGCAAGCAAGGAAAAUAACCAAAUUAUCUGCCUUUGCAUAAAUGUGGGUUAUUGUAGCAAUUACACAGGCCUUGUAGAAAAUGGCUCAUUUCCUUGCCAGAGAAAUAUUUAUUUUGUGCUCCUCUUCCUCUGUGUCAUUUAUUUGAGCUGUGUCACUUAAUCUCAUUUUGCAUUUCUGCUUUUGCGCCACAACAAAUGUAAAAAAGAGCUUGAGACUGAUAUAUUUAUUGUUGCAUCAACUCAUGAGAGACUUACAUGGGGAGAAAAAAAGGGGAGGAUAUUUAUUCACCUGAGGAAAAAGGCUUCUGCUCAUAGAGGGUGGGGAUGCUUUUGAUGUGAGAAGAUAAAAAUUGACCAGCUGCUACAACAAGCAUUAUCUCCUCUGGAUUAAUGCACUUCUUCCACUGAUGCUUGGCUAUUACCCUCCAUGAAAAAGAAAAACAUAUUAAGCAAUUCCAACAUUUAGAACAACAAUGAAGACAAAUGUUAUGUUAAUAACAGAAUUGCGUUUAUUUUUAUCCGAGUUCCAUUGAUUUGAACAUGGGAGUAGAAUGCUGCUCCUCACACAGCUGUUUUUGAAGAGAGACAGAACUGGCAACGCUUUUGUUCAUCAUUAGAAAUUAUUACUUUGAAGGACUGACUUCACAACAGCUAAAAGACAUGCUGUUCAACUCAUUUUAGAGUACUUCUUCUUUCUACUGCCAACAUAUUUAAAUAUCCAAGCCUGCCCUGCUGCCUGAAGCACAACCACAGUCUUCCAGGGGCCUGUACUUCCACAGACUCAGAUCCACCGUCCUUAGCCCUACAUUCAUCCAGGACACAUUGCAAAACCAGACAGCACAGUUGCAUCGACACUUUUUGAGAGCUUAACCCAUAAAUACUUGUAGGAAAAGAAUGUACAGAAACAGAAAGCAGCGCUGGUAUCAUCUGAGGAUGAUGUGAGGCAGAAAGUGCACCUGAAUACCUUUGGCUUCUUCAAGGAUGGUUUCAUGAUAGUCAAUGUCAGCAACCUUUCCCUGAAGCAACCAAGGGGCUAUGACAUGAAGGGUUUAUCAGUGGGGUUCAGUUUGGAUCGAACAAGGAACGACGGGUUCUCCACUUACCUGGAUGAAGAAGUGGAUUACUGUAUCUUGAGAAAGACACCAGAGCCAGAUGUCUCUGUUGUAAUUUUACUUCUGGAAAUCGAAAGCAAAGUUGUGAAAGUACAGUUCUCUGCAGAAGCUGCUUCUUUGUUACCUAAAAUUUCAUUCAUAUCUGAGGAAAAUGUUACUGCCUUAAGUACCAAACCACUAAAAACUUCUGAACCAAGCAGUGAUUCUGGUAAAACCCCUCCAAAGACCAAUAAAAAUACAGAUGGCCAAGAUAAGAAGUCCAAACGCAGUACAACAUCCUCCAAGCCUAUUAUAGAACAAGAACAUCCUGUUCACAACGACGGAGGAACUUAUUCAUUUCAGUUCUUUUUUAACAUCAGCUCUGAUAGCCAAGAGGGGCUCUACAGCCUAUAUUUCCAUAAGUGUGUUGGCGAGAAGGGGCCAGCUAAUGAUCAGCUGCGAUUCAGUCUGGAUAUAGAAAUUACGGAAAAGAAUCCUGAAAGCUACCUCUCAGCAGGUGAAAUCCCACUGCCAAAACUUUACAUUUCCAUGGCUAUGUUCUUUUUCCUGUCUGGGACUGUAUGGAUCCACAUACUUCGUAAACGCAGAAAUGAUGUUUUUAAGAUUCACUGGCUCAUGGCAGCCCUUCCUUUCACAAAAUCUCUGUCCUUGGUCUUCCAUGCGAUCGACUAUCACUACAUCUCUUCUCAGGGAUUUCCCAUUGAGGGCUGGGCUGUUGUUUAUUACAUCACUCACCUGCUGAAGGGUGCCCUUCUGUUCAUCACUAUCGCCCUCAUUGGCACAGGCUGGGCUUUCAUUAAACACAUCCUGUCAGAUAAAGACAAAAAAAUUUUCAUGAUUGUCAUCCCACUUCAGGUGCUGGCGAACGUGGCGUACAUCAUCAUAGAGUCCACAGAGGAGGGCACGACUGAAUAUGGCCUGUGGAAAGAAAUCCUUUUCCUGGUAGACUUGCUGUGCUGUGGAGCCAUCCUGUUUCCAGUGGUAUGGUCAAUAAGACAUUUACAAGAGGCUUCAGCAACAGAUGGGAAAGCUGCCAUUAACCUAGCAAAGCUGAAGCUCUUCAGACAUUACUAUGUUAUGAUUGUGUGUUACAUUUACUUCACACGGAUCAUUGCCAUUCUCAUAAAGAUUGCUGUUCCAUUCCAGUGGAAAUGGCUGUACCAGCUGCUGGAUGAAAUGGCCACACUCGUGUUCUUUGUCCUCACUGGGUACAAGUUCCGUCCAGCGUCAGACAACCCUUAUCUACAGCUUUCUCAAGAUGAUGAGGAUGACCUGGAGAUGGAAGCUGUGGUGACAACUUCAGGAGUAAUGGAGGGCAUGAAGAAGGUCAAGAAAGUGGUGAAUGGUUCAGCAGAGCCCCAGGGCGAGUGGGAAAGCACGGCAUGAUGGACUGGACUAAGGCAGCACUUUCAGAGGAACUGUUUUAAUUUAUUAAUAUUACUCUCAGUGGAAAGGGAGCAACUUGCACUUCCCACCACUGAAAUGGCAGAGUGGGGUGUGUCUGGGGGGAGGAAAGCAGUGCAGAAACAUAACUAUUCCUUUGAUCAUAAGAAAAUGGGAUCUCCUGGUACCUGCAAGGAGUGUGAAGCUUUCCUAGGGAUUUUGGGUAGCUUAUUCUUUUCUUUCCCCCCCUUUCUGGAUCGGUUCUGCAUCCUGAAUUGUUUGCAGUUGCAUUCUUCAGAAUGUCUAAUGCUAAUGUGAAGAGAGACCUUCAGUGUGUAUGUAAAGUAUAUAUUUUAUAUAAUGUGCAUAUAUAUAUAUAUACACACACUAUGUAACAUGUAUGCCAGGAGUUACAAAGCGUGGGAAAAGAAGAUAAGAGAUGUAAGUAUUUUUUUUUUCUUUUUAUAAACACUCCUUUUGACUUAGACAAAACGUUGCAAAACAUGAGUAGGAGCAACUGCAGUUAUUUGAGAGACUGAUUGGGUAUUGGAUGAGGUGACUUCUGGCACUGCUCACACCAGUGGGAAAGUUGAUAAGUAUCUUAUUUUAUCCAUGCAGGUAUCCACCUGAACGUGCCAGGUUUUUAGAUGUGUUACUGUACAGGAAACAAGUGACUGUUCUCCAUUAAAGCACUGAGCCCAUAGUGCAAUAAGAAUUAAUGUUCAUGGAGUUGCUCUUGACUCACCCCCACCUGACAAGAAGUACAUAAGAGGUGUAAGAAUGAUGCUUGCUUUUUAGGGGUCUGCCAUGCUAUCCUAAACAUUUACUUUCAAGCUGUGACCCAGAGCACCUUGGUCUGCUUGAUAAAAUAUUUUCAAGGUAUUUCAGAAGUCUCUCCUUUCUGACUUAGUAUAAACACUACCAGACUCUCCAGUGGAAAUCUGUCUAGCCAAUUUACUGCAGUAUAAAUCUCUGGUUCACCAUUAUCCUGAGUUACCUGACCUCUCUGGGUGGCUACUUGUACCUGUCUGGCCAUGUAGGAAUUAAUGGCACUGCUGUUUGAGACAAGCUGAACUGGUCAAAAUGGUAUUGCCACCAAAACCAGGCAACUGCAGCUCCCAGCCCUAGAUGGUUUUUGUCGGGAAAGAAGAUGACCAGAACCUUGAUGCAGGGGAAUAUGGAAGUCUUGACUGUCAGUGGAGUCUUUACAGACAUGUUGCAAAUGCCACAUGGAUUUUCUCUGUAGUCCCUGCUAUGGUCAGUGAGGCAGCUGCUGUCAUAGGUGCAGGAGUGAGAAUGGUUGUUAAUUCGGGGGAGGAUGGAAGUGGUUCAUUGAUGUAAUGAGGAUAAGCUUUCAGAAAAAUAAAUCAAGUAUAGCUCAGUGACCCACUGAAGCCUUAAUAUUGAUGUAGAGGUGUUGAAAUGUGGUGCUGUUGAGCCAAGUCCUUCUGCCAGACUGACAGGGAUUGGCAUCAUCACAGCUUUGAAGUGCCAGCAUUGCUUAUGGACUCAUUUAGGAAUUGCUUUUUUGAAGGGACUACAUCUCUGGGGCACAGCUGAUUAGAGGACUGCCAGCCACUGGGUAAUUUUAUUCUUCAAGCUUAGAAGGAGGAUUUCUUUUAGAAUCUUGAACCACUUCCUCACUUUUGAGCAGGGGUUGCAUUGCUCUUGGUGAGCAAUCUGUACCAAGACUCGCUGUUUGAGGAGCAGCUUCACUUUCUCCAGUUGCCACUUUUCCCAGAUGUUGGUUCUAUGCACCAUGGAGAUGGUAGGAACAAAUCUGCCUGCUCCAUACCUGGAACUGCUUUCUCUUCAGAUAAAGCAUGACAAUAGCCCUGUUCUCUGGGUGCAGUCUUCUUCUGUUUUUCUCCUCAGCCAUAACUUUACAGUAAUCACAGCAGUGAUAGUUUGACUUUUGCUGUCAUUGCCUUGCAGUGAGACAGUUUUAGUGGGAACAGAUCCUACACCACUAGAGAGGCUGUUUGGUGAUCUAUGGGCCUUUUAGACCUUCGGUAAGAAUAAAUCUGCAUAUUAAGUAGUGAGGUGUGAGAAAUUGGACCAUAAACACAGGCAGACCCAGCUCAUCAUACACUUAAAUACAAUACCUGGAAAACUCAUCCUCUCUCUCUCUCUCUGCAGAGUUACUCUGUCCCUGUGGAAUUGUCACUCACUGCAUCCAAAGGGCUGCUCAGACAGCCUGUACACUUUGUUCAGAGAAGCCCACUGGAGGCUUAGUCUGUUGGGACUGAGAGGUAUGUAAGGGAUAAGGAUAAAGUGCAGUAACAGUGUUAUCUGGACAUGAUGCUGCUCUAGAACAUGUUAAUUCCUUUUGUGAAUGAGAUGUGAAAUUCUGAUGGCUGUGACAUUUCACCCAAAAACAUGAGGGCUGUGCUGAGAUCCCAGUGAGUGCAGAGCUGGUUCCAAACAGCUGCCUAUUCCAUACCUCAGCAUCAGUGGAGCUGACAAUUUGGCAAGUGCUGUUACCUUAGUCUCAGGUUUCUCUUUUUUUAUAUGCACUUUUUUUGCUGAAGUUGCAUCUGGUGUAGGUUUAUCUGCCAAGUCCCUGGCUUGCUAGUCAAAGGCUAAAAAAUGGGUCAUUUCUUUUUGUCUUGGCAUGAAAAGUCACAGCAGUAUUCCGGAAGUAUUUUUUUUUGGAAGAGCUUUUUCCAAGUUCAGCCCGGAGUUUCAGCAGUCAGCUCUACAACCAGCUUCAGCUGGUGCUUAGUGCAGGAUGCCAAGCAGCAGGAACUGGUCAAACCUGGGCAUUAGGAAGAAAAAUCAAUGUCAUGUACAAGUCAAAAAACCAAAAAACCCUCUCUUUGGAAAUGGCUGCAGUGAAUUUCCACUUUCUCUGGUGGAAUUCCUUGGAGCAGGUCAGGAAGUGUCUUGCAGGGGUAUGUGAUAGAUUGGACGGUGGGAUGGUGGAAUAUGGAAGAGGAUGCAGCUGUGCUUCUCUCACUUACUGUGCUGCAGUGCAAAGCAUCAAAGAGAGGGCUGCUCCCUCCCCUUCCUCCCAGGCAAACCCCCAGCUGCAUGACUGGCACUGCACGACUCCAGGGUGAGUGGAGAGCGGCAGCUCGGAGCUCCCCAGGCAGGAUAAUCAGUGCCUGCCUUUCACGUGCUGACAGCUGCUGAUCUGGUGUAGGAAGCUCUGUCUUUCACAGGGAAGCUGGAGGAACUGCUGUGGAUUGCAGAUUGCUUUGGGAUACAGCCUUACUUUCCUGUCUCUGCCUUUUGCUGAAGUGGGGAACUGAAGCAAUCACGCUGACAGGACGCAGCAGUACAGGGACAGCAGGUCUGGUGCAAUUCGGAAUAAAUGGUUGGAAUGCUUUCCCAUAUGUUGCUGCAGUGGAGCACUCAGCACCCUCUGCAGACAGAAAUGAGAUUGGUUCAGUCUUCAGUUGUAAUGCAGGUUAUGCCCCAAUAAAUCCCUGUUGAUGAUGACAUGCACAUGCCACUGCUGCACUCCUCCCUCCUGCUGUCACUGUUCAGGGUGUCUUCCAGAGGGAGCCUUGCAGUGCAACUGCCAGACUCUUGCAUUCCUCAGGCUGGAAAAAUGUUUUCCUUGAUGGUUCAUCAAGAGACUUACUAAAGGAAAACAAGACAUAAUGGGGUCAUCUGGAACACUGCUGCUGCUUGCUCGGAGUGGAGCAGUUUGAGCUGAAGAAGCCACAUGCUGUCCUAUUAAGAUGCUCUUUCAUGUUGUCAUCUAACUCGGCGUGUCAUGAUCUGUGCAGUGCAUUGUUCAGUGUUUCUCUCCAGCUGAGUGCCCUGUCCCUGGAUUUCCAUGCUGCCAUACCCUGGGAGCAUGUUGUAAAAAAUUUGCUGCAUUGCAGUAUUUUGUCUUGGAGCAAGUAGUGUGGAAGAUGUAUUUUUCUAAGCUGAGUGGACUCUCUGUGGCAUGAGUGUGCAUCCACUGUGUAUCCUUGAGCACUCUAACACUCCUGGUCGUGGAAGGGUGUGUCCUAAGUACUCCAGCUUGCACAUCUGGUGGAAGUCCAGUGGAAGAUUUUUAGUACGUUAAGUCUUUUUUCCUUACAGCAUGCUCCUUUUAGAGAAGAGAAAUGCAAUCUGGCCAUUGACAAUGAGAUUGACAAGAAAGGAGGGGGGUUUUUUUGUUGUCUAGUUGAAAACUGCCCACUUUGAAGCAAAUACUGGGUAUUUGUAUGCUCUGUUGAGCUCUGAGAACUGGAGUUGCUUAGCUAUUAAGGAAAGGGAAGGAAAUCCUCCUUGCUUCAGUCUGCCUUUGCUAGGUUUGUCUCCUUCAAUUUGAGCUGCCAUGCCAGCUGACAGACUGCUGUCACUUUAAAGCAGAUGUGUUUUAUGGAUUCUGUGUUAUGACCUCCACUCAUUCAGCAUGUCCCCGUUUUUCAGCUGUGUACAAAGAGUGUGGAGCUGUGGUCUGCAGGAGUGGGAGUUACAGUGAUGUUUGAAUUUGAUGGGACUCACUGUCUGAAACCUGUGACCUUGUGUGUAAUGCCAGUAACCUCCAUGUUUCAUGAAAGCUGAGGUGGUGCUCCCAGAGGCACUUAACCAAUCUUACUUUGUGUUCCCUGGGGUCAAUUUGCUGGAAAAUGUUGUUCUAAAUUGGAUUAAUGUGGCUUUUUUUUUUUUUUUGUAGCUGCUGGGUGCAGUGCUGUCUUGGGCUUACUAAUCACUAGCAAUAUUGGGAAGCUGUGUAUUUCCUCUGUGUAGUUUCUUGCUUGGAUCAAGCAAUGAUCCUGUAAGAACUGCACAUGACACGUACUCACGAGUGGCUGGAACAGGAUUUAGGACAAUACUGAUACUCUGUAUAGGUGUAGAGUGAUGGUCCUGGAAGAAAGUGGCUGAGAAAAGAGUCACUCCUUGUAGGUUGACUGGCUCAAGAACCCAUUUAUGUUUUGACUGCAGCAAUCCUGGAGAAAGGACAAUUCUGAAUAAAUAUCUCCCUGUGGGAUUUCAUUUGAUGUUCUGCUCUCUGUGUAAUAAAGUAGAGCUUGACCUCCAUGUCAUCAGAAGCACUUCGUCCUGUAGCCAGGAUACUGGAGCGUGGGGCUGGUACCAGCUCUGUCAAAACAGAGUAUGGGUCUAAAUAGCUUCCCUUGCCUUUAGUAACUAUUAAUAAUUAAUUCUAGAUCCUCUUGUGUCAUUAAGCAGCUUUAGGGCACCUUGUACAAUGUAGCUUUGAAUUCAUUUAGUAAAUGACCUCCAGAAGAACUGAAAAAUACUUUCCUGUGUACAGCAAGGUCCAAUUCCAGGGGUUUUGGUGACCUGUAAAUAUCCUAUUCCUCAGUUCCUGUUCAGAUGUAAAAAUGGAUUUUUUUUUCAGUAUUUUUUUAAACUUUAUUAAAAGAACAGCAAACAGUAUUGGAAGAGAAGCAAAGUAGAGACAAGUCAGGGCAGUCUGUGUAACUUGGUUUCCCUGCUGUGAUGCAAAUGUGUAAAAUAAAGAUUGACCAGAAAGAA
Molecule: messenger RNA, 8092 nt
Organism: Pipra filicauda (Wire-tailed manakin)
Lineage: Eukaryota; Metazoa; Chordata; Aves; Passeriformes; Pipridae
Gene: GPR107
Product: G protein-coupled receptor 107
Exons: 18
Coding region: 1142-2650 (502 amino acids)
Biological process (GO): clathrin-dependent endocytosis
Cellular component (GO): Golgi apparatus; membrane; clathrin-coated vesicle
Molecular function (GO): clathrin heavy chain binding
Source: RefSeq, a predicted model, not a curated record